AUGUCAGUUCCGUACAGGAAUUUCCCACGGCUCAGGCGCCAGACCCUUCCCAUGUCGAACAGCACAGAAACGCCCGGCGGCGAGGUACCCACCUCGUCGUCGUCGGUGCCUCCCCCACCCGAGACGACCACUAGCCCUCCUCCGCCCGAUACCUCGACGUCGACAUCGACAUCGGAUGCACCAACCACGACUUCUACAUCAAGCUCACCACCGGCCCCCCCAACCACGACGACAACGACCAGCUCGCCUCCCCCACCCGAGUCCACGUCAAGCGCACCCCCAGCCGCUCCUAGCACUACAACAACACCACCUCCGGCGGAGAGUACUUCACGACCCCCUCCGCCAACUUCAACGGAAACCUCGUAUCGGACCGUUACCUCUGCCCCAACCAACCUGCCCAGCAACUCCACAUCAUCGCCAUCUCCUUCCUCGACAUCAGGCCCUGCCAUCAGCCCCAUUGACAACCCGAGCGGAGGGCUGAGCAACAGCGGACGGAUCGCCGUGGCGGUGGUGGUGCCCAUUGCAGCUGUUGCCAUCCUUGUCCUGGUGGGUAUUUUCUUGUGGCGCAAGCGGAAGCAGCGGAAGGACGCCGAGGAGCAACGGCGAAAGGAGGUCGAGGACUAUGGCUACAACCCGAACGCCGACCCCACGAUACCCGCAGUGGCCAGCACUGCGUAUGAGAUGAGGGAUGACGGCGCGUCGGGCUAUCGAGGCUGGGGCAGCACCGCGGCUGCUGGCUCUACGGGGAGGAAGGCGUCGACCACCAUGUCGGGCGGCGCCGGGGCUUCGUACUCUGACGCUGCUUCGCCCACGCGUGCUGCCGUUUCAGACACGCGCUCCGGAGAGCCCCUGAUGGGCGAGGUGCCUCCUUCUCCCGAGGGUGAAAUUCUAGGGGCGAUGGGGCCAUCGGCGGCCAAUAACCGCGUCGGCGUGCACCGCGGCCCUUCGAACGCCUCGUCGUCGUAUAGCGCUGCCGGCCGGUCAGACGGCUCUGGCGACGGCCCAAUUGGUGUUGCGUACGGCGGAGGACCCCAUUACUACGACCAGUACGACCAGUACGGCGGCGGCAAUCCGUAUACGGACAACCCUUACGGCGGCCAGCAGCCGGUUGAGGCAGGCGGCUCGCCCGUCAUCCGCGACGUGACGGCUCGGAGGAACACACGCAUCGAGAACCCGGCGCACUACCCGCAGCAGACGGCUGGCAUUUCGCAGAAUUUUUAA
This is a messenger RNA of Parathielavia appendiculata, 1221 nucleotides long. RefSeq lists its product as uncharacterized. The coding region runs from base 1 to 1221 and encodes 406 amino acids. The transcript has a single exon. Lineage: Eukaryota; Fungi; Ascomycota; Sordariomycetes; Sordariales; Chaetomiaceae. The record is from RefSeq and is a predicted model, not a curated record.